AUGGGGUUUGAUGUUGAUUGUUUUCCUUUGGGAGUUAACCCGUUUGAUACUGAUUUGGUGUAUAUAUGGAGUAGAGAACACAGUUGCGUGGCGUCGGUUGACUUGAGGACACAAGAGUUUACUCUAUAUCAGGAAAGGGAGACUUGGAGUGAUUGCUGGCGCGUAAACACGUUAGGUACUAAGGAACAUAUGGAACCUAUAUAUGAUCCAGCUUCGGUGAUCACGUUAUCACAAUUCGUGCUCCCACAGUGGAUGGAUCCCGUACCCCGCCCACCAAAUUGA
This is a messenger RNA of Eruca vesicaria subsp. sativa (arugula), 282 nucleotides long. The record is from the annotation of a GenBank genome assembly. Lineage: Eukaryota; Viridiplantae; Streptophyta; Magnoliopsida; Brassicales; Brassicaceae.